This is a messenger RNA of Anopheles darlingi, 5305 nucleotides long. It is a transcript of the gene neur, whose product is annotated as protein neuralized. The record is from RefSeq and is a predicted model, not a curated record. NCBI's taxonomy places the organism in Eukaryota, Metazoa, Arthropoda, Insecta, Diptera, Culicidae. The transcript has 3 exons. Bases 1126 to 3405 code for a protein of 759 amino acids. Gene Ontology annotation, molecular function: ubiquitin protein ligase activity.
GAGUGAGCAAGCGCACACACCAGGCGAAGUGAGAUGGAGUGAGAUGGAGCGAGAAAACGUGUUGAGCCAGUGCCUGCUGCGGCUGUAUCUCUUCGAGAGUCGAAAUACGCAAGUCGUGCUCGUCGAGGUUCGUCACUAAAGCCGGAGCCGUCCAGCAGAGCAGACGUGCAAGCCGACUAUCCCUCCAUCCUUUGUUGCUCCCCGAGACCGAGUACCGUGCGUUCGGUCGUCCGUUGUUGGUUUCGAAUUUUAAAGGAUUGCUACAUCAGCAGUACGUAGUGUUCAGAGACCCGGAGGUGUCAGUCCUCUAAAGUCAGUGAAGUUAGUCAGUGAGAGCCAAAGAGUGCAAAGUAGUAGAGCCAGUUAGUGAAGUCUGUGAUCCAGCCAACAGCAGCCUCCUUAGUUGUGUUGUGCCCGUCCUACUCCGACCGUACUAUCGUUCGCUCUCUCUCUCGCUCUCGCGCGCACUCCGUUGGGCCCGUUUUGGAACCGUGGGAAAAAUCAGUGACGAUCGCGAAAUUCCGGUCUCACCGUGUCCGAGCUCAGCUGGGGAAGAAGACUCCUAAACGAACACUCGCGAUCGCUCGUUCGCUCCCUCGCUCACUCGUUCUCAUUCGCCACGGGUCACUUGGAUAUUGGUUAAAGGAAGAAGCCUCGCUCUCGGUGGUGGUGGGCAAGAGACACACUCUUAAAGCGCGUUCUCUCUCUCUCCCUCUCUCGGUUGAUCGUUUUUGCCAAUUCGCGAUCGCGCGAUCAUCGCACCCCUACGAUUUGCACGUGCCCGCAGAUUUUUUGUGUCUGUUUUCUUGUUACUCCUGUGGUCCUGCCCGUGUGUCUCUGUGUGUGUGUGCGUGUUACAAACAAAACAAAUAAAAAAAAACAGCGAACGCACCCCUUUUGCAACCCUCGAAAAGCAUUGAAAACUGUCGGAGAGAAAGUUGGUGGAAUGUGUCCGCGUGCGAACUGCUAGACGUGGAAAAGACGUAACCGAGCUGCAGCAUAAUCGGGGGGGGCCCGCGUGUUGGUGGUGGCCAAAAACUUGAAGAAACUCUCGCCUUCGACCCCACGUUCUACGUUCUGAAGCGCGUUCCGCCUCCCGUUGGGGUGGACGAUAUAAGCCUCUAUAUGGGUGUACUGAAUGUGAUCAGUUCCGGUGCCGCUAUCGUCGAGUGCCAACAACAGCAGCAGCAGCAGCUACAGCUUCAGCAGAGCAAGCAGAAGAACGACACAAUCUUCUCGCCGAUUAAGAACAAGAUGAAGGUCCUGAAGAAGAUCAAGAAGCGGAUGGGACUAGCAACGAGAAGCGCUUCGUCCUGCCCCGGUCCGAACAAUCUACCUCCGCUCCAGUUCCACACCGUGCACGGGGACAAUAUUCGGAUUUCGCGCGAAGGCACGGUCGCCAAGCGGUACGAAUCGUUCUGCAAGGGCAUCACGUUCAGUGCGCGGCCAGUGCGCGUCAACGAGCGCGUCUGCGUCAAGUUCCUGGACAUCUCGAGCAACUGGAGUGGCGUAAUCCGGUUCGGGUUCACCUGCAACGAUCCGGCCUCCCUGCGCGGUAACCUACCGAAGUACGCCUGUCCCGAUCUCACCAACAAGCCCGGCUUCUGGGCGAAGGCACUGAACGAGCGGUACUGCUACCGGAACAAUGUGCUGUUCUACUACGUCACACCGUCCGGUGAUGUGCACUUCGGUAUCAAUGGCGAGGAGAAGGGUGUCUUCAUCACGGACGUUGAUGCGCGCGGUCCACUGUGGGCCGUGAUCGAUGUGUACGGCAACUCGACCGCGAUCGAGUUUCUCGAUUCGCGGAUCUACAUGUUCCAGGCGCAGCAGCAACAGCAGCAGCACCACCAGCAGCACCACCAGCAGCACCAUCAGCAUCAUCAUGGUCAGUCCCAGAGACGGUCGACGGAUCAGGAGAUUGUGCCGCAGCUGGAAUCGCUUAGCAUUAACCAGCACAAUCAUCAGCUGAUGGAAGAUCAAUCGAUUCGCCCGACGGUUCAGGUGCCAGCGAUGGCCGCCUGCGGUAGUACGGCGAUGCUCAGUCCGACUAGUGCGGCGGCCUCGGUACGAUACAACAGUCCGGCACCGGGGCUACUCCCGCUGCCCUUCCAUCCGGUGCGCGGUCGCAACAUCAAGUUCUCGGCCGAUCGGUACAUCGCGACGCGCGCCGAUAUUGAGUUCUGCCAGGGGUACGUGUUCUCGCCACGUCCGGUCAAGAUCGGUGAACGGUUGAUUAUCCAGAUCCUGAAGACGGAUUCACUGUUCGUGGGAUCGCUUGCCCUUGGGUUGACUUCCUGUGAUCCGGCGACGCUGCAGUUGAACGAUUUGCCCGAUGAUUCCGAUAUGCUGCUCGAUCGGCCCGAGUACUGGGUGGUUAGCAAGGACGUCGCCUCCACGCUGGUACGUGGGGAUGAGCUGUGCUUCAGUGUGACGGUGAACGGGGAGGUGCAGAUCAGCAAAAACGGAGGCCCCCCGUCGGUGAUCAUGCACAUCGAUCAGUCGCUGCAGCUGUGGGCGUUCCUCGAUGUGUACGGUUCGACGCAGAGUGUCCGGCUGUUCUCGCACACCCUUCCGGUACCGACACCGACCGGUUCCUGUGCUUCGAGCAUGUACGAGGUGCGUUCGCACUCGUCGCUGGCAGCGACCAGUGCCGCCGUUGCCGCCUCUAGUCAGUCCGUCAAUCGCAACCUGCAAGUACAAAUGCAAUCGGUGGUUGGUGCCUCCUGUUCCUCGUCGUCCGGUACUGGCGCGGUCAUGGUGGCCGCUGAAUCACAGGCAUCGCUUGCGUCCGCUGCUAGCUGCCGUACGAUCGCUGGUACGGCCACCGUACGCCCCGAUAUGAUCCAGAUUAAUCCGGGUGGUACGGUGCUGGUCGUGAAUCUGCCACCGACCGAUGUCCUGUCGCAGCAACAGCAACAGCAGCAGCAGCAGCAGCAGCAAGGCCAGCAGCCACAGCAAGCCACCAUCGUCACACGCGGUAUGACGGGUUCCGCUUCGACUCUGUCCGUCCCACUGUCUACGCUUUCGCUUUCGUCGCAUACUGGUUCGACCGGAACCGGAAACGCCGUUGAGCUGAUGGCUACCAAUAAUAACAACAAUAACUACGCCGCCAGCAAUGGCUAUCCUGAGGCGCUUCCCUCGUACAAUAAUGCGGCCAACUACUCCACGGUAACCGGUGCUGGUCCGGCGGCGGCCGCUACCGCCACCGGUGGUAUCUACAGCUCGACCAACUGCGUCGAUUGUACGAUCUGCUUCGAGAAACCGAUCGACUCCGUGCUGUACAUGUGCGGUCACAUGUGCAUGUGCUACGACUGUGCCAUCAAGCAGUGGCGCGGAAUCGGCGGUGGCCACUGUCCCCUGUGCCGGGCCGUCAUUCGCGAUGUCAUCCGGACGUACAAAUCGUAAUCGAUCUCAGCACGCAGCGAGCAACGGUCGAGUGGAGACCAUGGAAUGUCUGCCAAAGAGUGGCACAAAAUUGUGAUCAAAAAGAAGAUGGGGACGAAGGCGGGCGGUAGUCAUCGGGUCGUCGCCGUCGCCGUCGUCAUAUUAGCAGCGCCAAACUGGAUUAGAGAGUGCGUCCGCUGCUCAACGAUAAGCCAACUGAGGAGGGGCGGGGAGACCCGGGACCUGGCGGUCCGGUGGUCUUGCCCUUACUAAAUUUACACUCAUAGUUUAUUGCUUGCCCGAUAAACUAUGGAGUAGUCAAAAUUUUUAGUGAAACAAGUUUACCCAUUUGGUUUGGUGAUUAGUCAGUAGGUUGAGCGCGUUGUAUUCUUGGCUUUUUCGUGUUUGUGUUGAGCUGGGCUAGGAGGCGCAAGGAGGGAAAAGGUGACCGGAAGAGCCGUUAUAGUAGUUUCAUAAGGGCCUAGCAAAACGCGAGCGAUGAUGUACGAUUGAGGUUGAGGAUCCCGUCAACUAAAUCACGUCACUCCGAACACACAAGAAGGGGCAGCAGGAGGCCAGUUAGGGAAGCAACGAGGGACGAGUUGGCUCUACGGAGCUGACUCACCUUUCUCGCACGCUCCCCCCCCGAUCCCAUGUUACAUGUUGGUUAGUGAUAGUAUGACACGCGGUGCGCGCCAAACACUUUUUGCCAAAUAAGUCACUUCCAAAAAACGAAGCAAACGAUGUUGAAGGAGAAGCGUGUUAGAGUGGCGUGUCGGGGGCCUUAGCCAGUAGGAACUAAAGGGCGCUAUAAGAAGCUAAUAUCAAGCGGAUCGAGAUUCGAAUGCCACAGCCACAGAAAGUAUUUGACGAAAGUCUAUGCCGUACCGAUAAGAUGGAGACAGACACUGGAGGAGCUGGUUAGGAGCGCCGGAUGCGCAGACAGGCCGUUCUACAACAGAGUGUACAGUUUAACGCAGUAGUUUUGUAGAAAAAGAGACAAUGUUAAAAUGAGUGAGGUGUGUGCGGGCUCGCACGGAACGUACGCUAGCUGUGUAGAAGGAUCCGUUUUUAAACUUCUUCUCCAGCAUUAUCAUCCGCAUUAUCGUUAUCAUCCUAUAAUCGUCAUCAUCAUUUCGUCCGUUCGCAAAACACCGUUACAAGAUGAGGAUGAAAUCCCUGACCUUUCCCUGAUGUGGCAGGCUCAUCAUCGGUUCAUCUACUCUAAUUUUCUAGUCAACAUAGACAAAGCUAAACUAUUUCGAAACUAUGCAAACCGGUACGCGACGGAACAUAUUAGAGCCAAAGUUUUACGAAAAUAUUACAAAAUUAUACGAUACAAAUUGCGUUUUGGACUUUGGGUUUUCAUUCGCUCCUGCUGGCUGCCUGCUCGGCGGGUUUUUCGUUCUUUCCGAGUGAUGAGUCGACUCUGUGUAAGACAAUCGAGGUAUGGUGCGAGCGUCUUCUAGUUGGAAUUUUCCGUUCCGUGAUAUACAUAUAAAUGCUUGCUUUCGGCCCUCCUCACGAUAGUCUGAGCCUGAUGCUUUGUGGACAUGCGGUCAGUUAGUCAUUCGGUCGAUUAGACGCAGUCAAGUUCAGGUGAUAGUGAAUCGGUGUGUAGCGUAGAGUAUAGAGCCUUGCGAGAUAAUGCAGAAAUCACCAAAACUAAGAAAACAAAAGAAGGCAAAUCGCUUCGUAGGGUUGUGUAGAGUGAGAGAGAGAGACGAGGGUCGUUUCCGGAUCUGAGCCUAAUUUAUUGUUAUGAGUGCGGAUGAUGAGUAGUUGAUUGGUUGAAGAUGCUUUGUAUUACCCGAUUUAUUUUCCUCCUGUUUAUACGGUUUUAUUUUGUGAAACUAGCAUCUAAGAGCAAUUGAAACAUUAAUCUAUAUCACUGAUGAACUACUGAAAUACAAAAAUGGAA